Pongo pygmaeus (Bornean orangutan) is the source of this 2439-nucleotide messenger RNA. RefSeq lists its product as uncharacterized. The transcript is spliced from 5 exons. The coding region runs from base 196 to 1191 and encodes 331 amino acids. The record is from RefSeq and is a predicted model, not a curated record. Lineage: Eukaryota; Metazoa; Chordata; Mammalia; Primates; Hominidae.
CACCAGCGCUCUGCAGCCUGCCCCGGGCCAGAGGACAGCUUGGCCUGAUCCUGCUGACGCCUCAGGGCAGGACAGGGCAGGGAGGCUCCAGGCGGCCACUCAUGCUGGGCACACAGUGGACCCUCGCACGGUGUCUUCUGCCAUCACACCCAGACCCAGGGCUGGCCGGGAGCCUGCGGGGCGACAGCUCUGAGGAUGGACUUAGGGGUACGAGGGCAGGGACCCAGGCUUUGGGAAUCAGAGGCCGGCUGCUACCCCGGAGUCCUGCCCCCUGCCUCCCUGCGUGGAGCCCUGGGACUCCUGUGGGUGGGCCUCACCCUGCUGGGGAUGGUCCAGCCACAGCACCAGGGCCCCCAGAGGGGCCCGAACUUGCUUUUCCACAAGAUCUGUCUCCAGCCCGGCCUCAGGAAGGAGCAGCCGUGGUCACGUCCAACCUGCUCAGCUGAAGCUGGGUGCCCAGAGCCCCUGCCAGGGACCCACCCUGCAAACGCUGGGCCAGGACCCCUGUCCCUGAGAAGCAGCCAGAUCAGAACCUCCUUGGAGGCCAGGAGGAAGUGGGGUUGGAAAAUGACGAGAUGGAGGCUACGCCGAGACCAAGCGCCAGGAGAAGGGACCCAGGCCAAACUGCUCAGUGAGGCCCUGAGCACGGCGGGAAGGGGCCACGCAGGACCCCCUGAGGGCUGGGCUGGGGAGGGAGGGGUCUCCCCAGGGCUCACCCCCCCUCUUGGCACAGGGCAGGGGAAGGAGCUGGAUUUCGACCUGAGGGAGAAAUUUAUCAGAUUUGGCCAGAUCCUGGGCAUCAGCCUUGACCACAUUCCCUUCCUGCCCCAGACUCUGGCCCCGGCAGCCCUGGGGGGCGUGGGGAAGGCAGCAGAGACCUCACUGAUGCCGGGAGGUUGGCCCAGAGCCCUGCAGGCCAAAGCCUGGGGCCAGGCGGGAGUGUCCGCCGAGGAGAGGGUGCCUGGUGCCCGAAUGACGCAACCUGAGAUACACCAGCCCCUACCCUGUCCGUGCAGCCUGGGGGGGAGGACUGCCCAGGAGACCAUCGGGGUCCGGAGGUCAAAGCCAGGUGCCAGAGGGUCCUGGCAGGACCCGGGGUCACUGGAGGCACCCCACGUACAUAGCAUGCAGAGGGGACGGCAGUGCCGGAGGAGGGGCUGCAGGGAAGCCCUUGUCAGCCCCCAUUUCUGACCCAGGGAGCCAGGCCGGGAAGGCCAGCCUUGAGGCAAGAGGGUUCUGAGCUGGAAGAGGCCAGGCCCCCCAGACGCAGGGGCCCAUGGGAAGAGGGAGGCCACGAGCUGAGGCCACAGCAGCUGAGGCUCUGAGAGCUGAGAGUGAGCUGGGGCCCUGCCGGAGCCUCGCUACUGACUGCUCCAGGUGUGGGGGACGCUGCGGGGCCCAGACCUGGACACACCUGCGGCCUGGAGUGUCCCCUCCUGCCCAACCCAGGGCCUCUGAGGGUCUCUGCCCAAGCUCCUGGGUCCCCUGUACUGGGCCACCUGCAGCUACCGAGGCAGCCCUGGGGGCAGGCAGGAGCCCCCGGGUCAGAGGUCGUGCGACCCUGGCCUUGGACCCUUGGGCCUCUGACCAGCACCCCUUCCUCACAGAAGAGCCCGUGGUGAGCCACGAGUGUGACUGCCGGGGGUCCUGGGGGUCCCGGGCCAUGCUGGGAUCCACGAGGCCCUCCUUCCUCCUGGCCCUGGCACCCCCUCCACCCCUCUCUCUCCCGCUUGUCUCUGCUUCUCCCUCCUCUCACUCCAGCCCCUCCGUGAUUCUCUGCCUGGGCCUGCCACCCUCUCUCCUGAGGACAGUGGAGCCUGGCCCGGCCCUUGGCAGCCCCACCCUCACCGCCCCUCCCAGCCUCACUGGUGCCCCCUCCCCGUGGGAGGCUCAGCCACACCUACCCCCACUACCCCAUCAGAAAUAAACAGUCUGUGCCAGGAGGAGCCGGAUCCGACUGUACUCGAGCACGGGGUAAUGGUGGGUGUGCAGGGCUGCAGGGAGCAGCCCAGGUCCCAGGCCCAGGAGGAGCUGAGCUCGGACAGUUGUCCUCAUCUAACCCCCAAGUGGCUGCUUCCUUCCCAGCUGGGUGCUCUUCUGGGCUGUCCCACGCUCUCUGGUGAACAGAGCUAGAUUCAUCCUCAAACAUAGGCCACCCUCCAUGGCGCCCAGCAGAAACUGCCCUAGGCUGGAGGACUGGGACCAUGGGGUGACCAGAGGCCGCGGAGGCUUGUGACCGAGGGUCCCUGCCCAGCUCCACAGCACUUGGCACCCCUUGCCCCUGCUAGGAGCUCCCUUCCCUCACCGCUGGCUCUUCUCAGAUCUGUGGACCCAUCUCCCUGGGUUGCCUUGAAGGAACCCCAGAGUGAGAGGCAGGAGCCCCCAUCUCAGGGCGUGGGCCCAGACAGGAGCACCCAUCUCAGGGGUGUGGGCCCAGGC